Molecule: messenger RNA, 4340 nt
Organism: Danaus plexippus (monarch butterfly)
Lineage: Eukaryota; Metazoa; Arthropoda; Insecta; Lepidoptera; Nymphalidae
Gene: Hsf
Product: heat shock factor protein
Exons: 9
Coding region: 135-1994 (619 amino acids)
Biological process (GO): regulation of DNA-templated transcription
Molecular function (GO): sequence-specific DNA binding; DNA-binding transcription factor activity
Source: RefSeq, a predicted model, not a curated record
GUAUUUGUGCUCACUGUAAAUGUGUUAGUAAAUUAAAUGGCGAUUCUUGAGUAGAUACGUAUUUCACAAAUAACAAAAAUAUUACAAGCUUUCUUAUACCUAGUGUAGUUUAGUCGUACUAAAAAUAUAUCAGAAUGCGUUCAGUUGUGGAAAUCGGGGCAAGUGUCCCCGCUUUUUUGGGAAAAUUGUGGAAAUUAUUAAAUGAUACAGAAACGAAUCAUUUAAUAUCUUGGAGUCCCAGUGGAAAGACAUUUGUUAUAAAGAAUCAAGCUGAUUUUGCAAGGGAGCUGUUACCACUAUAUUAUAAACACAACAAUAUGGCUAGUUUCAUCAGGCAAUUGAAUAUGUAUGGGUUCCAUAAAAUAACCUCAGUAGAAAAUGGUGGUUUGAGGUAUGAAAAAGAUGAAAUUGAGUUUUCACAUCCCUGUUUUAUGAGAGGACAUGCAUAUCUAUUGGAACAUAUAAAAAGAAAAAUUGCCAAUCCCAAGUCUAUAGUGGCAAGCAGUGAAAGUGGUGAAAAAAUUCUUUUGAAGCCAGAAAUAAUGAACAAAGUGUUAGCUGAUGUGAAGCAAAUGAAAGGGAAACAGGAGAGUCUGGACGCUAAGUUCAGUGCGAUGAAGCAAGAAAAUGAGGCGCUAUGGAGGGAAGUAGCAAUACUACGUCAAAAGCAUAUUAAACAACAACAAAUUGUUAACAAUCUCAUACAAUUCCUGAUGUCGUUGGUCCAACCAUCAAGAGCUCCCAGUUCCACUGGUAACAAUGUUGGAGUAAAGAGGCCAUAUCAAUUGAUGAUUAAUAACGCGGCACAUAACUGCGGUGAUAGCUCAUACCCUGGUAGGCUUAAGAAUAUUAAAAUUGACAAGGACAUUGCAUUGGAAGAUUUAAGUGAAGAAAACUUGGAGGAUGGGCCCACUAUACAUGAAUUGGUACAUGACGACACAUUGCACAAUGAAGUAUCUCAGGAUUCAUUGGACGAUAACUUUGUGUCGGUUGAUUUAGCAAACAACCCACUUAUUGCCAACUCACACAAUAACUCUGAUCCAACAACAUCCUCUCGGUACCAUGUAACAAUGGAAGACGGUGAAGACCUAGAAACAGAUCGUUCAAGAUUAUCAUUGCCUAUAGUCAAUUCCAAUGGUUUAUGGAAACGUGAGACCCAGCCCAUAGUUUCGCCCCCAUCCCCUACAAUGGCAUCUGUGUCUCCAGUAGGUCAACAGUCAGCUGAGAAUGUUAAUGCCCACAUAACAAUAUCACCGGGCACAUCAAAGACGAAGGCUCGAAGCAACUGUAGAAGUAUUUUAGCGAACAAAAAUGUAAUGUCAACAAGCAACUUUAACUCUAUAAACCCAUCAGCGGAUUUUAAGCUACCAGCUGAGAUUUUCGCUAGCGACGACUCUGUAAGUGAUGUGGCGGCUACAGAGGAAGUUCUGCAGGAUCUGGUAUGUGAUCAGGUCAUCUCAGCCAAAGACAAGAUGUUAGGUGGUGUAAAUAUAAAAAUAGAGAAACCAUUGGACUGUAAGAGUGGGAAAAAGUCGAAAAAGUCGAAGGAUACCAACGACACCUGCUGCUUGAACCUAGCCGACAUCAAGACUGAAUUGCAGGACGACUUUGAUUGGAACAAUAUGACACUUGCCACCGUUAAUAACUCUAAUAUUAACAGGCAGCAGACAGUGUAUAGGAGAGAUAACUGCCAAAAUCGGGAAGAUAUAACUUCCCUGUUUGGAUCAAAUUCCAACAAGAACGAUAUCGACGAUCAUUUGGAUUCAAUGCAAACGGAUUUGGAUUCGUUGAAGGAGUUGUUGAGAGGUGAUACUUACGCGUUGGACACAAAUACAUUAUUAGGGCUUUUCGGAUCAGAUGAUCCUUUCUAUGGACUCUCUUACAAUCCGUCGAAUGAUCGCGCUAAGACCUGCAGUGGCGAUACAACCAAACAGUAUCCGAUGAUUGAUUUUGAUUGGCUGAUCGGUAGCAGCGAUGCGUCCCAAGCAAAGUAACUACAACAAUGUAUGGAAUAAUGAAAGUGGACAUUGGUAAUGGGUGUAAAAUAAUAAUAGCUAGGUUAUAUUAGGGUGUAUGAGCGGAUAUGAUUCCGCGUUUAGUAUAGUAUUAGUAUGUAAAUGCGUAUGUUAUAUAUGAAUGUUUUAAUUAAAGCUAUGAAGCUGAAAGGUGAGGUAACGAAUGUAAGCGGUGACGACACACGCGCACAGAGCCCAUUCGAAGAUGACGGUAUUAAUGUUAUAUAGUAUUUAAUGUAGGAAAUAAAUAUGCUUUAUGUUAUGCGCAUGUAAAUUAGAUAUCCAGUGACUCGUAGUUUGAGUUUGUUACGUCGUAUUUGAUACGGACAGUUUGUAAGUUUUUCAUUCGAAUUUAUUGUUUUUACGAAUUUUUGAAAUGUUCGACACUGGAACUGUCGGUUUUUAGUUGACCAAGCGAACUCGUUCUAGGGUCACAUAUUGUUUAGUAGGACGGAAGGGGCUUCUUAUUUUUUUAUUUUAUUUUUAAUGAUAGUUUAGUUUUAUCGUGUCGCCACUACAUAUCUAGACCUCUUAUAUAAAUAUAGUAAUGUUUUGGUUUAUUUCUAAUUACAAUUUUUAAACGUAGUUCAGGCUAUAUUAUUGUUUUUAAAUAUUUCAAUGUAGCUUUUAUGUUAUAUUAAGGACACGUUUUACCAUUUAAGUAUAUUUUUACAUUAUUUUUUAUGAGAUUCGUAUGCAUUCAGUUGAUUAGUUCUAUGGAAUAGCUUUUAGCCUUUUUUAAUUUACUCUACAAUGUUAAUUUUCUUUGUAAAUCAUCUGCUGAACGAAGUGUUUAUUAAUUUUUGAAAAUAUCUUUUAAAAUAUAUUACGACUUAUCAAAAAUUAGUUGCUGUAUUGCAUGAUAGCACUUUUUGAUUUGAUCGCUUGUUAUUAAAAAAAAACGGGAUACAUAGGUAUAUAAUAGUAGGCUUAAAGUAAAAUAUUACGAUAACGUAAACAAUUUUAUUUAGUUUAAAACAUUCCAAUACCGGGAAUGCCUUAGAACGUCGCUAAAUAUGAGCGUCAGGUGAUAACUAACAGAAUAUUUUCUUGGGUAACUUUCAGCUGAAGGGAAUCAGUUAAUAUCGUAUACAGAGAAUAUUCCAGACUUUGAGGAUAUAAAUAUGCCGGAAUUGGAGGGCGAGAACUCUCAAGACUGCAUCCCGAGUCCCAGCAGCUCGACCUUGAAUACACCACAAGUACAACUGCAGUCACCAUCAUAUACGAGACCUUGAAAUAUAACCAUGAGAAGUUAUAGUUAGCGGUUAUUAACUAUCAGUGCACGACUAAUGUCAAUGUCAAAGUUUGGCGGGUCGAAGAAUCGAGUUGUUUUUUUUUUAUUGACAAUCGGAUUCUCGCUCUGUAUGCCAUACUGAACAUUUCGUGGAAUUGUUAUUAUAAUGAAAAUAUAUUAUGCCGUAUUUUUUUAUAUUGAAACAAUGUGAUUUAUCUUUUGUUUUUGUUUACAUAAUUUAACAUUACUCUUUUAAGCAUUUACUAGCUGCUUUACAUUUAUUGUUAAAAAUAUUUGCAUAUGUUUUUAAAUUAUUGUGGAACAUGUUAAAAUUGAGCAUGUACUUAGAACUAUCAAUAACAUGUAACGGGCACCAAAUUUAUAACUGAAAACGAAAGAAAAUAGAUUUAAUGACUGAGAUUGAGAUACUAAAACAAUUUUCUUUGGUUUUAGGUGCCAAGUUGGCUCAAAACAGUAAAAAAAAUACCGAUAAUGUACCUAAAAAUGUAAUGUAAAAUGUAAUAUUUUGGACAAAAUUAUAUAUACAUAGAUAUAGUCUGUGCUGCUUGGUGCCUUAACAGGAUUCAUAUUUUUAUACAAGUGACUUGUGGUCAGCACUGUACCUAGGAGAUAGGUUAAGAUGAACAAAAUAUAGAGAAUGUAUAUAAAUAUUAUAAAAUGCGCUUUUGUAAAUGUGCGUGUAUUUAAUGUUAAUAAUAGUUUUUAUUGUUUAUAAUAUUUCAUGCGACAUAUUAGCAGAUAUUUUGUAAUGAUAAGUUGCUUCGUUUGUACAUCACAAUGUGAAAUGUCGUUCCGUGACAUAAAGCAUUUCUUUUGUAAAAUGUUUAUAAUAUAUUAAGUUAAAUAUUAAGCGCAGUGCGACUGCUGAUUGUUUUAUUCGUGCGUGUUGAAAUUUUUUUUAAUAUAAAUAUUGUACAAAAAUAUAAAGUUAAAAAAUAUAUUGGUGACAAAAAAAAAAUUGUUUUGUAUUUAUACGUAUGAAUUAGUUGUUAAUGUGUAAGUUUUAUUUACAUUAAGAUGUAUAAUAUAUGUUAGUAAAUAAAUUUUUGGUGGUUAAUUUAAUAACUAAA